Molecule: messenger RNA, 969 nt
Organism: Solea solea (common sole)
Lineage: Eukaryota; Metazoa; Chordata; Actinopteri; Pleuronectiformes; Soleidae
Product: trace amine-associated receptor 4-like
Exons: 1
Coding region: 1-969 (322 amino acids)
Biological process (GO): G protein-coupled receptor signaling pathway
Cellular component (GO): membrane
Molecular function (GO): trace-amine receptor activity
Source: RefSeq, a predicted model, not a curated record
AUGGAUUCUUCUGAUGUUGUUGAAGAUCAGCUUUUUCUUAAUGCAUCAGCAAAUGUGUCUGACAUAACUGCAGUGACUAUUUCAUAUCUAUUUUGUAUUUUUGGUGGCUCUUUGUCAGUUCUCAUAAUGUGUGGAAACCUACUUGUAAUCAUCUCUAUUGCUUACUUCAAACAGCUCCACACUCCCACAAACUUCCUGAUGCUCUCUCUGGCUGUGGCUGACCUGCUAGUUGGACUUUUAGUUUUGCCUUUCAGCAUCAUAAUUGUUGGGAGCUCAUAUUGGCGUUCUAAUUCUGUACUCUGUAAACUACGAGGAAGUUUGGAUGGGAUAAUGUGCAAUUCUUCCAUUUGGAACUUGUGCUGCAUUUCUGUUGACAGAUAUUACGCAGUGUGUCAGCCUCUGAGAUACAGAAUUAAAAUAAAUGUCCGUGUUGUUGGGAUCAUGAUUCUGGUGUCCUGGACUAUUGCCAUUAUUCACAUUAUUUUCAUAUUAAUGGUCCCGAACAAAGGACAAAAAAACAAUAGAUGUGUUUUAUUUCAACAGAAAACACAGAGUACAGUAGUUGUGGCAGUUUUUAUUGCAUUUGGCAUCCCAGGUACCAUAAUGUCUUCAAUCUACCUAAGAAUUUUGAUGGUGGCAAAGAAACAGGCACGCAGCAUCCAGAGCAUGGCAAAAUCUACUGCAACUGUCAGUAAAGUGGAGAGAAAGGCGACUAAAACUCUGGCUAUUGUGAUGGGGACUUUUAUCAUGAGUUGGAUACCUUACUGUCUCUGUCUCAGCUUUCAUCCUUUGAGCAAUUAUACAAUACCACUUAAUGUACUUCAGUCAUUUAAGUGGCUUGGAUGGUCAAACUCAAUGUUCAAUCCAUUUAUUUAUGCUUUUUUUUACAGCUGGUUUCGAUCAGCUUUUAAGAUGAUCAUUACAGGAAAAAUAUUUACAGAUGAUGUUUCUAAUUCUAAACUCUCUUGA